This is a messenger RNA of Aplosporella prunicola CBS 121167, 537 nucleotides long. RefSeq lists its product as uncharacterized. The record is from RefSeq and is a predicted model, not a curated record. The coding region runs from base 1 to 537 and encodes 178 amino acids. NCBI's taxonomy places the organism in Eukaryota, Fungi, Ascomycota, Dothideomycetes, Botryosphaeriales, Aplosporellaceae. The transcript has 2 exons.
AUGGAGGAUGAAAUCGACCAAUUUUUUUCUCAAUAUCCUACUUUUGACUACAAUCGGAAUCGCUCUCCACCAUUGGAGUUCCGACGGUUGUGCCGCUUUUUCGGUUGGAGCCGAAACAUCGAAGGCGACUACCCACCUGAACAAAAGGCUGCAUGGGCGGAUUUUCGUGUUGCUACCGUGCUGGCAUUUAAUUCAGCUUUUGGUCAUGACGAUCAGGAUCGGGAAGCGUGGGGUCGUAUUUGUGCUUUGCUGGGCAUUAAUCCCAUACCUCGAAAGCUUCGAGAUCGACGCAAGGCUGUUACCAAGACGCAUGUUAACCUCGUCGAUCUCCUUGAUCGUCACCGCAUCGGCGGCUCAAUUCGUAUCUUUGAGACCGAGUUCGAACUCAAGGAAUACACAAUACAAAAAGGCAAAUAUUUUCCAAAAGAAGAGGCAUAUGAAGGCGGACUCCUCAAGUGGCUGCUACGUGAGAUACAUGGACAGUACCAUGGCGGCCGGGGAAAAGGAAAAAAUCAUCAAAGAAGGCAACGAAGCUGA